Molecule: messenger RNA, 2420 nt
Organism: Sorex fumeus (smoky shrew)
Lineage: Eukaryota; Metazoa; Chordata; Mammalia; Eulipotyphla; Soricidae
Gene: BRF1
Product: BRF1 RNA polymerase III transcription initiation factor subunit
Exons: 18
Coding region: 51-2084 (677 amino acids)
Biological process (GO): DNA-templated transcription initiation; transcription preinitiation complex assembly; transcription by RNA polymerase III
Cellular component (GO): transcription preinitiation complex; transcription factor TFIIIB complex; nucleus
Molecular function (GO): RNA polymerase III general transcription initiation factor activity; RNA polymerase III type 3 promoter sequence-specific DNA binding; TBP-class protein binding
Source: RefSeq, a predicted model, not a curated record
GGGCGGGCGGCCGGGGCGGCGGAGCCCGGGAGCCCGCACCCACCGGCGGCAUGACGGGCCGCGUGUGCCGCGGCUGCGGCGGCACCGACAUCGAGCUCGACUCGGCGCGCGGCGACGCCGUGUGCACCGGCUGCGGCUCGGUGCUCGAGGACAACAUCAUCGUCUCGGAGGUGCAGUUCGUGGAGAACAGCGGCGGCGGCUCCUCGGCCGUGGGGCAGUUCGUGUCGCUGGACGGUGCCGGCAAGACCCCUACCCUGGGUGGCGGCUUUCACGUGAACUUGGGCAAGGAGUCGAGAGCGCAGACGCUGCAGAACGGGCGGCGGCAGAUCCAUCACCUGGGGAACCAGCUGCAGCUGAACCAGCACUGCCUGGACACCGCCUUCAACUUCUUCAAGAUGGCCGUGAGCAAGCACCUGACGCGCGGGCGCAAGCUGGCCCACGUCAUCGCCGCCUGCCUCUACCUGGUCUGCCGGACCGAGGGCACACCCCACAUGCUUCUGGACCUCAGUGACCUGCUGCAGGUGAAUGUGUACGUCCUGGGGAAGACCUUCCUGCUGCUGGCCCGAGAGCUGUGCAUCAACGCGCCGGCCAUCGACCCCUGCCUGUACAUCCCGCGCUUCGCCCACCUGCUGGAGUUCGGCGAGAAGAACCACGAGGUGUCCAUGACGGCGCUGCGGCUCCUGCAGCGGAUGAAGCGGGACUGGAUGCACACGGGCCGGCGGCCCUCGGGGCUCUGCGGGGCAGCGCUGCUGGUGGCUGCCAGGAUGCACGACUUCCGGAGGACCGUGAAGGAGGUGAUCAGCGUGGUCAAGGUGUGCGAGUCGACGCUGCGCAAGAGGCUCACGGAAUUCGAGGACACCCCUACCAGCCAGCUGACCGUGGACGAGUUCAUGAAGGUGGACCUGGAGGAGGAGUGCGACCCCCCCUCGUACACGGCGGGGCAGCGCCGCCUGCGUAUGAAGCAGCUGGAGCAGGUCCUGUCCAAGAAGCUGGAGGAGGUGGAAGGUGAGAUCUCCAGCUACCAGGACGCCAUCGAGCUCGAGCUGGAGAGCAGCCGGCCCCGGGCCAAGGGCGCCCUCGGCGGCCUGAGCAGAGACGGCUGCCUCGAGGACUCCGCCUGCAGCUUGUUCGGGGAGGAGGACGCCGAGGAUGAGGAGCUGGAGGUGGCCGCCACCCACCUGAACCAGGAGUUCUGCCGGGAGCUCUGCGGCCUGCCCGGCACCUCCGACGGGGACGGGUGCCCGGACGGGGACGGCAGGCUCCCCGCCCUCGAGUCCCUGCUGGGGCCCCUGCCCACGGCGGCCAGCCUGGGCAUCUCGGACUCCAUCCGCGAGUGCAUCUCCUCCCAGAGCCGCGCCCCGAAGGACGUGUCUGGAGACGGCGAGCUGGACCUCAGUGGCAUCGACGACCUGGAGAUCGACAGGUACAUCCUCAACGAGGCCGAGGCCCGCGUGAAGGCCGAGCUGUGGAUGCGGGAGAACGCCGAGUACCUGCGCGAGCAGAGGGAGAAGGAGGCCAGGAUCGCCAGGGAGAAGGAGCUGGGCAUCUACAAGGAGCACAAGCCCAAGAAGUCGUGCAAGCGCCGUGAGCCCAUUCAAGCCAGCACGGCCGGCGAGGCCAUCGAGAAGAUGCUGGAGCAGAAGCGGAUCUCCAGCAAGAUCAACUACAGCGUGCUGCGCGGCCUGGACACCAAGGGGGCGCCGGCGGCGGGGGACGCGGCGGCUGAGCAGCGGCCCAGCACCAGGAGGCCACCCCGCAAACCCCCGGCCAGCAGGAGCCGGGCCCGGCCCGAAGCCGCCGGGCCGGGCGUGGGGAAGAGGCUGCGGCCCCUGGUGUCCACUCAGCCAGCCAAGAAGGCUCUGGGAGAGGCCCUGCGCCCCCCAAGCUCCCCGGCCUUCGGAGCCGAGCCGGCCCCGCCCGCAGUGGCCGUGGUGGUGGAGAGCGGGCCUGUGUCUUACCACCCUGCCGAGGACGCGGAGGAGGAGGAGCCCGAGGAGGAGGAUGGGGAGCACUGUGUGAGCGCCCUGCAGAUGCUGGGCGGCAACGAUUACGGCUGUGACGGUGACGAGGACGACGGCUACUGACCUUUGCCACACGUCCCAUCCUGGUGGUGCCUGCACCGAGACUCUGGGAGACCAGGGGCCGCUACCUUGCACCCUGUCUCGGCCUCCGUGGCUGUGCCCUGGGGACCAUAUUCCGAGCAGUGCGAGGGCAGUCUCCGUCCAGCAGAGGGCACUGGACUUGGCUCUGGCCUGGUCCCUCCUGGGGUGCCGUGGGCAGCAGGCAGGUGGGUCUGAGUCCGGGACCAGCCCGUACCGUCUGGGGCCCCGGCCCCCUCUCGCUGGCCCAGGGGUGCUGGGCUGCAGCCCCCGGCCAGCGACAUGCGGCAGUCCUGCCGAGCCCGUGCAGAGCCCACGUGC